AAUAACCCACAUGGCUUUGCACUGCACCCUGCUUCAUGCUGUCUGCCACCACAGCACAGGAACAUCCAGGACACAUCCAAUCUGAACCAUGCAGUCUGCCGAAGUCAAAUUCAACAAGAACAGCCUACUCUUGGCUCUGAGAAGAUACAGCUCAGCCGUCAGCGACAUGGAGCAGACCAUCCUGCUGCCGAGUCUGCUCCGAGACGUGCCCUCCGACCAGGUGUGGGAAGAGGCGGAGGAGUCAUGCGGUGAUCUGUACAGAAACUACCUGAUGCUCAAAACCAUCAGAAACGCAGUGGAGAGCGGCCUGUUUCACCUGGGGGAGCCAGAGAACAGCACCCUGGAGCCUCUAUUGGAAGCAGAUCCCGAAGCCCUGUUCCGCUUCCACCUGAGCGGGCUGUUUUCUGUGAUGAGCGACCUCACCAAGAAGUCUCAGAGCCUAACUGAGAAGUACAUGGACAUCAUUGGAGUGGCGAAUUAGAAAACAAGUGUCAGAUACGUGGACAUUAAACAAAAGAUCAGGUGUUUGUAGAAGUGUUGUCUAUGGAGCAGUCACUCACACAUCUCUGAACUGUUUAUAUUCAGUGACCCCAUGUUUAUAACUUGUGUAAUACUUGUGCAUGCAUCGCCCAAACUCAAAAUUGAUGUCUCCUCAUUUGCAAAACUCAAUUGAAACUAUGAUUUGAAGAUAUGUCAAAACAUUCUGACUGAUUAAAUGAUCAUGAAUA
Paralichthys olivaceus (Japanese flounder) is the source of this 728-nucleotide messenger RNA. It is a transcript of the gene thrsp, whose product is annotated as thyroid hormone responsive. Gene Ontology annotation, cellular component: cytosol. The record is from RefSeq and is a predicted model, not a curated record. Gene Ontology annotation, biological process: regulation of lipid biosynthetic process. Lineage: Eukaryota; Metazoa; Chordata; Actinopteri; Pleuronectiformes; Paralichthyidae.